Molecule: messenger RNA, 618 nt
Organism: Pelagomonas calceolata
Lineage: Eukaryota; Pelagophyceae; Pelagomonadales; Pelagomonadaceae
Source: the annotation of a GenBank genome assembly
AUGCGCGUUGCAAUCGUUCUCGCAGCAUCGACGAUUCGCAGCGUGACAAGCUUUACUCGCGUAAGCACGCUACGCGGUAGAUCGUUGACACUCGCGGCCCGCGGUGGUCGAGGCGGCAGAGGUGGCAGAAUGCCAAACGGCGUAUCGAAGGAAAACCUACCCACCAAAGUAUGCGUCGUGUGCCAGAGACCAUUCACCUGGCGCAAGAAGUGGGAACGCUGCUGGGACGAAGUGACGUGCUGUAGUAAACGGUGCAACGCCGAGCGGAAAAGGGGAGGCGCUCCCGCGCCAGACGCCGUCGUCGUCGACGACGAAGCGCCCUCGUUGCGCAAGGCCGCGAAGAAGGCGACGAAGGCGCUGCGGCGGGCGAAGCGCGCCGGCGUCGCCGACGAGGCGACGGGCCAGAAGCAGUGCGACCUCUGCGACGCGAGCGUCAACCUCUUGGUGAGGUGCCGUACCGACACGACGAAAAAGUGGCGGAUGGUCUGCGGCCGGUGCUGGAAGGGCGUGUCCGGCGGCGUCCCCGACGGCGACGCCAGUCAUCCGCACUACCAGUACGGCGGGCUCUGGAAGAACCGAAACGCCCAGAGCGGCGAGCUCGAAGCCAUAGGUGUGUAA